GGGCGAGUUAAAGCCACUCAUAUCGCUGAUUGUAGCGUGAGCGUAGGUUUGCACGCCGGUUUAAGGGAAGUCGUACAUUCUUCGUUAGGUUUUCCUUUAUUUUUUAGCGAUUUCAAGAGCUCGUUUACAUGCCGAACUAAUAAAACUGAGCAGCUGAAUGUUAAAGGGAAGUAGAGUCGAAGAAGUGAAAACAUGGAGACUUGGUAAAGGCUAAAUGUCGCUGAAUACACAGACUUUGAGGAUCCCACGUCUCCACAUAAUUUACUGACAGUCCCAUAGUACAGAAGAGGCUUGCAGUCAUGGCAGGCAGGGGUCGUGGUGUGGCUUCCUUUACUUUCAACGUUGAGGCUCUGGGCAUCGGCAGGGGUAGCAUGCCAGAAGCUAGGGUGGGGCCAAGCCCGCUGUUUCCAAACACAGACUUUAAGCCAGUGCCGCUGAAAGCUGGCGAGGAUGAGGACUACAUGCUGGCCUUAAAACAGGAGAUGAGGGGAGCAAUGCAACGACUACCUCACAACAUCAAGCCUCACUCCAAUAAAGCAGAAGUGGAGAAAUACACGGAGAGAUACCUGAAGCAAAAGCAGACGGAUGAUGAGGAAUGGACUCCAGACUGGAACCUCUUCCCAAAAGAACUGAUGCCCCAAAAGAAAAAAACUCGUGCUAAAGCAGGCACAAAGAAGAAAACUGCGAUAUCACGCAAAGACACAGAGGAUAUUCUGAGUAAAUUAGACGAACUGGCAAAGAAAGAUGACGGGAACCCUGAAAAAUCAGAUGAUGAGACCGAAAAGAAACCAGGGAAUGAGAAUGAAGAGGAAGAAAUUGAAGAGGAUGAAUAUGAUGAAGAGGAUAUUGAAGAGGGAAAUGACUACAUUGAAAACUAUUUUGACAACGGCGAGGAUUUUGCUGCGGACAGUGAUGAUAAUAUGGAUGGUGAAGCAACAUAUUGAGACAGUGUGACUCAAGUGUGCAAACCCAAGCACACACGCACUGUUGCAGUAAACCAUCAUUGAGUUAUUGUUUCUGUUGGUUAAAUAUUUGAGAAGUUGGGAACACUUUUGUUUACUUUGGUUGAAGUCAGGCUUGCCUUAAGUCUUAUGUAAAUAAGAAAUGCCAAACUAUGUGCAUACUGGCAAUAAUUUAUUCAAAAUAGAUGUAUUUAUUUCCCAGCCUGUAGCACAUUUCCACAGUUUGAAAGGCACAUACUGUCAACAACGCAUGCUUUUUCAUGAAGUGUCAAGUGAACACAGUGGUAAAAUAAAAGGGCUGUAUAACAAAGUCUAAAAUUUCACAUAAUUACAAGUAUGAGUCAUUGAGGGAAUAAUGUGCAUUUCCCAUUUUUCUUGGCAUGGUCUUGGAGGUUUCUGAAAUGAAAAAAAAAAAAAGCAAUUUUCUCCAGACAAGCCAAAGAAAAAAAAAUUCAA
Molecule: messenger RNA, 1418 nt
Organism: Scatophagus argus
Lineage: Eukaryota; Metazoa; Chordata; Actinopteri; Scatophagidae
Gene: polr3g
Product: polymerase (RNA) III (DNA directed) polypeptide G
Exons: 8
Coding region: 300-944 (214 amino acids)
Biological process (GO): transcription by RNA polymerase III
Cellular component (GO): RNA polymerase III complex
Source: RefSeq, a predicted model, not a curated record